This is a messenger RNA of Homarus americanus (American lobster), 3954 nucleotides long. RefSeq lists its product as uncharacterized. The record is from RefSeq and is a predicted model, not a curated record. The transcript has 17 exons. The coding region runs from base 86 to 2452 and encodes 788 amino acids. Lineage: Eukaryota; Metazoa; Arthropoda; Malacostraca; Decapoda; Nephropidae.
CCCGAAGAAGACGGGUGAGCAGUGGGCGCUAGGAGCGGGGCCGCGAGGUGUGUUGUCAGUCCACAGUGUCGCCUGCACCAGCAACAUGAUGCGAGGACCAAGUUACGACGAUUCCUACAUCACUCGAAAGAUGUCGCAUAUGAGUGGACCCACCUUCAGCAUGCCUGGGCCCGCUUCCUAUGGACGCCCACCCAUGGGUGGCUACAUGCAGGAACCUUACGGCUACGACUACAUACCAAGGCGAAAGAACAGAGAGACAAUCAAGACGGAGCGUCGUAGCCUCAGCCCAACCCUUCCCUACCUCUGGCCAGAGCUCGAUAACAAUUUGAUGGAGCGCAAGUCCACCAAGGGCUGGUACCGCGUCGACUUCGGGCCACAGACCUCCAGUGAAGUGUGGUACCUGCCCACCGUCAGGGACAGGCUCAACUUCCUGCAGCACCACGCUGAGGGUAACCCCCACUCACCCUACCAGCCAAGGGCCUCCUCUGUCCCUCCGCGUCGCAGGGCUGUCAAGAAACCUGAGGGACCCAGAUCCUCUUCCUACUGGGACAAUCGUAGACCACUUCCGUUUACGACAGCUGUGGUUCCCUACAGCAAGCCAAGAUCAACCUCGUACACUUAUUCGUACUACCCAACACUAGGGCCAUUCUCACGCAGGCUGUGGACGUCACCCAGGUACCUCAACCCUAUCGCAGGACGAGCCAGGUCACUCAGCCCGCCUAUCCGUGUCUACACCAGCUGGAGCGACUCGUAUACCUCGCCCUACUCCUCGUACUCGGCCACCUCCACCUACUCCCCCGAGUGCACGGAGGUGAGGGAGGAGCGACGCAGUGUGUCCCCCGCGCCUAGCUCCUACAGACCAUCGGCAGCCACGCAGAUGAUCCUGAACCGCGUGGCGCUCAGCCCAACUUCCAGGCCCUCACCUCUCGUCAGGGGUUACCUCCCGAUGGGCCCUCCGCCACGCAUGAUGCCCCGUCUGCCGCCUUCAUACUACGACUACGACUACGGCUACGGCGGCUACUACGGCUAUGUCCCCCCACCACCCAGGGUGAGCCGAUACGACACUUACCUGGAGGAUGACCUGCCCGAGACCACCUACGUCCCACGCUACCGAUCACGAGUCCCAGACACCCUCGACGAUGCUGACUACCGUGAGAAGAGCCACCCUCACAUCACCACCACCACCCCCAGGACCACCGUCCACACGAGAAGCUACUCCCCGGGUAUGCUCCAGGACCACGUCGACAAGAUGCGCAUCCGCCUUAAGUCUCUCGCUUACUCCCUCGACCCCUCCGGCCCCGUCCCUGAGAUUGUCCUGCCUGACCGACCCAAGAAAUCGUCCGCCCUAGACGACAAGAAGUACUCCUCUGGGCCCAAGCACCUGGCGUGUGUAGAGUUUGCCGGAGGGCAGCCACAGUGGAAGCGGAGGGCCCGGGCCCGCUAUCCUGCCGAGGACCCCGACCAUGUGGUCGAACUGUGCAAGGCCGAAUACGUGGACCCUAAGGACCCCCCCGAGAAAGAAAAGGAGAAACUGAUUCUGAAGGAUCGUCUCUCCAACCGGAUCCACGAGUUUUUCAACAGUACCAUGACCCCAGAUCAGUUCGACAAAUACCUCAAGACGUACCGUCAGCCGGGCCCGAAACUUCCGAAUGCGCAAGUGAGAGGAGGCUAUGUUAAACCUCGCUUGUACGAUUCGUCCGCUGAGGUGAUGCCGGACACGUCUUCACGCUACUCCAAGCUGACCAGCAAGUGGGAAGAACCUGACACAGUGUUCGGCGCUCCUUCAAGUGGCAAGAAGCCCUUCUCCAAGGUAGAAACUGGCUCCUCCUUCUUCUCUACCUAUGGUUACACCAACCGAAAGAAGGACUAUGUGGCUGAGAAGGUGCGUUCUUAUUACUACUUCGGGGACGACAGCGCCAAGGACACAGGCCACGUCCGCUUCGACAGCAGCUCCGUCAAGGCCAUAACCGACGGCACCGCUGAAGAAACAAGCGAGGAGAGGAAGGAGCGCAGGAAGAAGAAGAAGUCAAAGGAGCGUGACACUGCUCCCGAGUCUUCUGGCUUGGAGGCGGCCCCGGCCAGCGCACUAGUAGCUGACCUCUCUACCUCAGAGGUGGAGCCUGUCUCCGCUGUCACUGAGAGUGAGGCGCCCGCUGCUAACGGUGAUGCUGCAGGAGACGAUGAGGUAUUGGACGAGAAGGAACGCAAGAGGCUGGAGAAGAAGAAGAGGAAGGCUGAGCGUGAAGCUGCUGCCAAGGCCGCCAUGGAGGCCGAGCUGGCCGCCCUUGCUGCUGCCGAGGCCGAGCUGGCCCGCCUUGAAGCCGAGAGCAGCUCCCUGAAACCAGAAGCCCCUGCCGAGGUCCCUGCUGCCCCCGCCGAGGUCCCUGCCCCCGCUGAGGUCCCUGCUGAGCCCGCCGCUGAGGUGAAAAGUGAGUCCGCUGCUGAAAAAUGAACAGAAGUGAGCGAUGACCUGGCCACCACCACCACCACAGCCGAGGCCGGGCUGGAGGGGCCACACGACUUCACCACCGCUGCCGCUGCCGCUGCUGACGCUGACGCCGCUGACACCGCCGCCGACGCCGACAUCCUGGCCAGCAGCGGACCCACCACCACCAGGUUGGGCGAGGAGGAGCUUGUCGAGUAGAUGUUGUCAGCACUGCUGCCUCGCCACACCCCCCCCCCUUCCCUCCACUAUCUUACGGAUUGGAUAUUACUAGCGGCAUUCAAUAUAGUUUUUGUUAUAAUUUUCUCCAUCUUGAGUUCAUCCAUCAUGCAUCUCUGGAUAAACUUAUCUGUACUUCAGUUCAGCACAUCUUUCUGAAGGCCUUAGAAAAACUUACAGGAUUCAGACCUAUUAUAACAAUAAUUCCUGAGAGAAAUGUUGAGUUUUGUUCCUAAGUCGUUUAGCGUCAAUGUUACUGUUCCAUCCUAAUGAUCAUAACUAUACUUCUCAAUGGCACUACAAAUGGUUUAGUUUCUCCUCCGUAAGAUUCGAGAGAAUGUUCAGUUAUUAUUUUCUGCUGCGAGGGCUAACCAUGGUACAGGGCCACGGCACUGUCACCCUCCUACCCUCACACUGUAGCACUUUAUGUUCAUUAGUUUUCUAAUUAUUUGGGCCUAAGUUAACACACACGAAAGAAUAAUAUUGGUUGUUAAAUUUUAGCUCAUUUUAUGAUGCGCUUUUUGGUUUAACUCUGUGAGGCCAAAACAUUUAUAAAGAAAAUUUGUAGCUUGUUUUUAUGACAGUAAAAUACAUACAAUUAGGUAAUGGCAUGCAAGGGGAAUUGUGUUUGAAUGUAGCUUUCUUCUGUUAAUUUAUCAUACGGUUGUGUGCUGUCAUACCUGGUCUCUUAGUUUCAACUUGAGUACCAGUUCCAGGAGAGUGACGCAAUGCUCGCUGUAACACACGAGAAAUUGCAGAGACUGUACUCAAGAUGUGUACCAAGACACGGGGCUGUACAUGUUUUGUUUUUAUUGCUGUAUUUUGUAAGUAAUGAGUGAUGUAUUUAUGCGCAGCUAUUACACUAUCUUGGUAAACGAAAGUUUGUAAAUACGAUGUAGGCGCCGCCAUCGUGCGAGCUUCAGUGUACGCCUGGCACCCGGAUUCUAACACACCACUCACCAUCAUCACGCUGGACUUCAGGGAGCCAGACUCACUCAACUGCCAUGCCUGAAUCCGGGUCCGGCGACUACACACACCGAUAGUGCUCUUAACUGUGCAACUAUGACUUAUUUUUUAAUGGGCUGGGAAUAUAAUACGUAGUAGAAUGAUUCCAAUUCGGUACUAAUUCGCUCUUAAAGAUGAACAUGAAAUCUAGUCUGCUAAUAUUUAGCUAAUCUGACACUAUUGUGAUCAAAUUCGAAGACGUUCUGUUGCAAUGGUUUCAAUAUUUUGUCUGUUUAAUCUUCUCCCCGACAAUUAUGUCCUGUUCACAAUAAAGAUGUUAAACACAA